This is a messenger RNA of Geodia barretti, 1296 nucleotides long. The record is from the annotation of a GenBank genome assembly. NCBI's taxonomy places the organism in Eukaryota, Metazoa, Porifera, Demospongiae, Tetractinellida, Geodiidae.
AUGUCCGAUUCGACGUCCGACUCAGAGGCGCGGACCAAUCCAGAAGGAUACGAAGAGGGUUUCUGUCCGAUAAACCUUCACGGCCUUGAAAAAGAUUUAGGGGGCCCGAUAUUGAACCUGCAAGACCCACACGGAGAGAUGCCUGAUUUAGGAUUAGCGCCGGUAACGCCCGUUUGGGUAAAAAACCUGCAAGCAACGCACAAGGAGGAUCAGAGACCAUUAGCGCCGAUCAACCAGCAAGCUCAGUACGAAGCUGGUCAAGCCAGCUCUGUACCAUCAAACAAUCCGACGUCUUCCGAUUUCGAAGCGCCAGUGAGCGGUAAGGAGCGGAUCGAGAUCCUCGUAACGGGGACGUCAGGAGUGGGAAAGUCUACGCUCGUCAGCGCCCUCAUAGGGAAACGUGUAGUGAAGACUGAGAACCAAUCACUACCUGUCAAGUCGAACCAAACUGGCUACACCGUGAACAUAAAGGAGGUGACGGGGGAAGAGGGCGAUGGAAAGGUUGAGGCUGUGGUGUGGGAUUCACCUGGCCUCCAGGGCAGCUCAGGGAAGGAAUACCAGUAUCUCACUCAAAAGUACGGCGAUAUCGAUAUUAUCCUCUACUGCAUGGACAUCACAGUUACCCGCUCCAGUGGAUUGACUGCUGCGGACAUAGAACAAAACGAUCUCUCCGCAAUGAAGAAACUAACUACUACUUUCGGCUCUGACUGGUGGAGGCGUUCCAUUUUCGUUAUGACGCGUGCAAACGCGUUGGAAACAGCGCUCAAAGUGAAACCGGAUCCCGAGAAGAGGUUCAAUGAGAAGGUAAAGGAAUGGAGAGAGAAAAUUGUUGACACAUUGGUUGCAACUGGCGUGCCAAAGGAAAUAGCUUGUGAAAUACCAGUGGAGCCAGCCGGACAUCGAAAGAAGCCACACCUACCAGGCCGAGAGAACUGGCUCCUAGCACUCUGGGGUACCAUUGUACAAACUGCACGUAAUCUACCGCACGAAGACCAAGAUUUCGUUCCGCAAGACUCACCCAAACAGGGUGAGGAGACGUGUGACCCAGUAGCACCUACCACCCUGCAAGACUGCGAAUCAACAUUCGAAGAGGGUCAGGGAAUGACGCCCGGCUCUAAACAGCGACAGCCGAUUCCACAUCCAAUUCAGCAUCUCCGCAAGUGUCUAGAGUUGAGUCUAGUGCGACGACUGAGGCAGCUGGGGGUGGGACCACCGUUGAAUCAGGUCCUGCAGGUCAAGAGGGUGGAGCUGAUUCCUGGAGGGCAGUGUAUUUCCCUGAUUUCGUUGUUCAUCUGA